GCGGAUGCUACCCGGCGUCUGUUCGCCUGUCCAGCAAGUAUAAAUCACCAGUUCCAUGCUGCUUCGAACUCCCUCAUUCCAUCCAACUUCUACAACUUCCACAUCCAACCCAACAACCCAACAGCCAACCCUUCACGAUGAAGCUCACUGCCGCCGUUGCCAUCAACCUGGCUGUCCUGGCCAUCGCGGCUCCGACAACCACCUACGAUAAGCGUCAACCUGCCAACCCUGUCGCGGUAAUUACCAACCCAACUCAAGCCCAGAAGCAAAGACUAACAUUACUUUUGAAGGGCAUCAUGGAUAUGUUGAACAUCGGCCCGCAAGAGAGUAGCAGCUCAGCCUCCGGCCCUAAGCCGACGCCGACUAUGACCCCUAACUCAAACAUGAACUUCCCUGGCGAGAAGCCGAUGCAGGUUCAACAGCACGCCGCCGUAUCCUCUUCCGUUAUUAAGCCUAGCGAGACAUCACACUUCCACGUCUCGGCAGCUGCUACCUCUUCCGUGAGCAUCUCUGACAAUACCGCAUCAGCUACACCUACACCUACUUCUUCUACUUCCACUACUCCUACUCCUUCUCCCAGUGAGAAGCCGGCCUCCAACCCUCUUUCCGCCGUUACCAACUUGAUCAGUGGUCUGCUGGGUAACUAGGGUAACUCUGUACUUGAAUUCGGUCGGGUUGAUUUUGGUUUCUGGUAUUGUUUGGGUGUGGAUUUCUUAUUUCCUUCUUUCUGCCUCAUGUGUUGGUUGUGGGGCUUCUGGAUGUGAUAUGAUAUUGGGACUCUUUAUGUGUCGGAUUAGAUAGUUUUUAACGCUAGCUUAGAUAUCAACGAUGGAAUGUUAUUACUAGUAAUGCAAAACCGGUGCGCAUGAGUAGUCGUCGCACUUUAUCUGUAUGCACACCAUCGAGCUACAAACUAGGUUGGUAGAGAUAGACUAACUUGAAAGAACAAAUGUAUGUCUUCUAGUUUUGCACGGCCAAGGCCCAU
Messenger RNA from Aspergillus versicolor CBS 583.65, 985 nucleotides. RefSeq lists its product as uncharacterized. The record is from RefSeq and is a predicted model, not a curated record. NCBI's taxonomy places the organism in Eukaryota, Fungi, Ascomycota, Eurotiomycetes, Eurotiales, Aspergillaceae. The transcript has a single exon. The coding region runs from base 138 to 647 and encodes 169 amino acids.